AUGCAUGAGUAUACUGGCAACAUCAAGGACCCUCAACGGUAUUAUGAAAUAGAAAUGACUGAUGAUGAAGCCAAUAAGUCGGCGAGGGCUCAAGAUAAACCGGCGAGGGCUCCUCAUGCCAAAAGCAAAGUCACAAAGAGAGCAGCCAAGAAGAAAACCACCAAGUCUUCUGAUCCGCCCGAAGAUGUCGAUGAAUCGGAACAAGAGGAUGAUGCGGAAGCCAGUCGUGCUGACCAUGUUGAGGGUCAAAAUACUGAUGCUGAUCCGCCGGAAGCUAACCCGGCUAGUCCUCGUGCUGAUCCUCCUAGCCCGGCCAGGGAUGAAGACCUGCCAAGCCCAACUAAGGAUUCUAUCAAUCCGUCAAGCCCAGUCAGGGACACUGUCAAUCUGCCAAGCCCGACCAGGGAUACUGUCAGUCCACCAAGCCCGUCAAAAGGUGGCGAUGAUGAUGUUAUUAUUACUGGUACUAGUCACACCGACCCUGGUAGCCGUGUUGCUCAUCUGGGCUUUGACAUGCGGAUGAAGCUGAAGGCAGUAUAUACGUUGAUUGAGCAACUAUCCGACGGCCAGAAUAGACCCGACGACCUCUGGCUCCGCUUUAGGCGUGGGCGUCCUACUUUCCACCGCACCUUGGCCGCGCCCACUCGCCAUCAAACCUCCGUCAUCCUCCCACAUGGCCGGAGCCGCCUCGGGAUCGCCAUGGCCCUGAGAUCCUCGACAGCGACGUCGCUGCUCUCCAGAACCCUCCGCCUCCUCGAACCUUCCGCGCACCGGGUCCCGCGGGUCGAAUCGAGAGCCGCGUCGUCGUCGACUGGCGGUGGGGAUCCGUCGGGCCAGGAGCCGGCGCCGGCGCCCAUGGACUCCCCGAUCAAGGUGUUCUCCGAUCUCCGCGGCGGCGGGGCCCGCGGCGCGGCGAUCGACGCGGGCGGGUCGGCGCGGAAGCCGGUCAGCCUGUGGCCCGGGAUGCACCACUCGCCGGUCACCAACGCGCUGUGGGAGGCGCGGUCCAGCAUCUUCGAGCGCAAGAUGGACGCCGGGGGCAACGCCGACGCGGGCCCGCAGACGGACCUGCUCACCAGGACCCCCGCGCAGAGCCGGACCUCCAUCGUCUACAAGUUCGCCGCCGACGACAUCCUCCGCGAGCAGUACCGCGACCCCUGGAACGAGAUGCGCAUCGGCAAGCUGCUCGAGGACCUCGACGCCCUCGCCGGCACCAUCGCCGUCAAGCACUGUUCUGAUGGUGAUAGCACAACAAGACCUCUUUUGUUAGUUACUGCUUCUGUGGACAAGAUGGUCUUAAUGAAGCCCCUUCGUCUGGACACUGAAGUAAAGAUUAUUGGGGCUGUUACUUACGUUGGCCGCUCUUCGAUUGAUAUACAGAUUGAAGUGACUCAGGUUGAUCAAGAUGGUGAUGUGCAGUCAGACCCAAUUGCAUUGACGGCUAACUUCACAUUUGUUGCACGAGAUUCAGUAACCGGAAAAUCUGCUCCUGUGAACCGCCUUUCACCAGAAACCGAGAGAGAGAAGCAGUUAUAUGCAGAGACAGAAGCACAGGAUAAGGUGAAGAAAAGGAAAAGGGAAGAACAGAAGGGAGUGCUUGAGAAGGGGGUACAGAAGCUUGGUGCUGAGGCUGAGAGGCUGAAGAAUUUACUGGCAGAGGGUCGUGUUUUCUCUGAUUUUCCUGCUUUGGCUGAUAGGGAUAGCAUAUUGAUGAAGGAUACUCGCCUGGAGAACUCUCUUAUCUGCCAACCUCAACAGCGAAACUUGUAUGGACGGAUAUUUGGAGGUUUCUUGAUGCACCGAGCAUUUGAGCUUGCUUUCUCGACUGCCUAUGCCUUUGUCGGGCAGAGACCGUGUUUUCUUGAGGUGGACCAUGUCGACUUCUUAAAGCCGGUGGAUGUUGGAGACUUCCUUCGAUUCAAAUCAUGUGUGUUGUUUACCCAGCUUGAGAAUAAAUGGCAGCCCCUGGUAAAUGUCGAAGUCGUCGCUCAUGUAACAAGGCCCGAGCUCCGAAAAAGCGAGAUCUCCAACACAUUCCACUUCACCUUCUCAGUCGGCAGCGACGCACUGAAGAAUGGAGUGAGUAUCCGCAACGUUGUUCCCUCAACCGAAGAAGAGGCACGCCGUAUAUUAAACCGCAUGGAUGGAGAGGGUUUGUUCGAUUGAUCCUUCGGCGGAGUGACUGGUUCCAGCCAUAAUUUUAGCAACUUUUUACUGGCCAUGUUAACUAGUGGGAGAUGUACCCUAUGAUUUAAACAUCAGCAGCAGAUAAGCAGCAUGCUGGCAGCAGACCGGGAAAAGUGUAGCUUUUUGGCGUUUCUUUUGGGAAAUUAUUUGGAGUAUAGUAGUAGUAGGAUAUAUAAUAACCCCAACCUCGAGACCUAAAAAAUGUGCCUUUUGUGAGGGCACUGUCCAUUGAUUAUAUAUGUAAUUGCUUUGUUGUUUCA
This is a messenger RNA of Triticum aestivum (bread wheat), 2447 nucleotides long. RefSeq names its product acyl-coenzyme A thioesterase 2, chloroplastic. Bases 1 to 2166 code for a protein of 721 amino acids. Gene Ontology annotation, biological process: acyl-CoA metabolic process. Lineage: Eukaryota; Viridiplantae; Streptophyta; Magnoliopsida; Poales; Poaceae. Gene Ontology annotation, molecular function: fatty acyl-CoA hydrolase activity. The record is from RefSeq and is a predicted model, not a curated record. The transcript is spliced from 10 exons.